AUGUAUGUGAUAACGCUCUUGCUUGCUGCUAGUUUUUCCUUCCUCUGUAAGGAUUCAGGGUUGGCCAUAUUCAGUUCAGUAACACAUGCAUUUCUUUUCUGCAGACGUGGCAAAAUGCAGAGAGAGUCGGACUUCAUGGCCAGUGUAGACAGCAGCUGGAUCUCUUGGGGUGUGGGAGUCUUCAUUCUGAAACCCCUGAAGUGGACUCUGUCAAGUGUGCUGGGUGACAGUAAAGUACCUGAGGAGGAAGAAGUUCUGAUUUUUGUGGAGCUACUUCAGGAAAAGGCCGAGGAAGUUUAUCGCUUAUAUCAGAACUCCGCGCUCUCUUCUCACCCUGUUGUUGCCCUCUCAGAGCUGCGUUCCCUCUGUGCCAACGUUUGUCCAGAUGAAAGGACGUUCUACUUGUUGCUGCUGCAGUUGCAGAAGGAAAAGAGGGUCACAAUCCUGGAACAGAAUGGAGAGAAGAUAGUGAAGUUUGCCCGAGGUCUUCAUGCCAAAGUCUCUCCAAUGAAUGAUGUGGACAUUGGAGUAUAUCAGUUGAUGCAAAGUGAACGGCUGCUGUCACAGAAGGUGGAGUCCCUUUCCCAGGAAGCAGAGAAGUGUAAAGAGGAUGCCCGGAAUGCUUGUAGAGCUGGGAAAAAGCAAUUGGCGCUGAGAUGUUUGAAGUCCAAACGAAGGACAGAAAGGCGCAUCGAAGAGCUGCAUUCCAAGCUGGAUGCAGUGCAAGGGAUCUUGGAUCGUAUAUAUGCCUCCCAGACCGAUCAGAUGGUAUUUAAUGCCUAUCAAGCCGGUGUGGGAGCUCUGAAACUGUCUAUGAAAGAUAUAACUGUGGAGAAGGCUGAGAACCUGGUGGAUCAGAUACAAGAGCUCUGUGACACUCAAGAUGAAGUAGCUCAGACUCUGGCUGGAGUGGGGAUCAAUGGUCUAGAGACGGACACUGAGGAACUUGAGAAGGAGCUGGAUAGUCUCCUCCAGGACUCGACUAAGGAGCCUGUAGAUCUGCCUCCUGUUUCCCAGAAGCCACUGAACCCUGCCAUUUCUGAUGCUGAGCUUGAAGCUGAAUUGGAAAAACUGUCCCUUUCCGAUGGAGAUUUGGCGCAAAAGACUCCCUCUGCUUCCUCUGAACCCAAAACAGCUCUGGCACUGAAUCUCUAAAGACCCAACAGUUAUCCUGUUGCUGCAGCUUGAGAAAUUGUCUUAAGGUUCCUUAACUAAUGACUGAACUUUGGGAGAGAAGGGUAGUGCUCCCCUCUUCUUUGUGGAUAUCGCUUUACUAAGCAACAGGAUCUUCUGCCAUGACAAUCCACUCUCUGGAACUGGCCCCAGCUGAUGUUUGUCAUCUCUGUGCUGAGAUCUGCACUGGUUUUGAUUUGACUUGUUAUCCCAAGUCACCUGCAACAUUCGAUCUUCAUUCUGGGAACACAAUUCUCACUACUCUGCCCAGUGAAGAUGAACUCUUCUGUGUCCAUAACAGUGCUUGAUUUUUCUUUUUCUCUUUUCCUUUUUUUUUUUUUUUUUUUUUGCUGUGGCUGAUGUUGAGAAUUUGAGUUGCAGCAGUAUUGCAGUUGCUCAACACCUGGCUGUUUGUGUGGUUGUUUAAAACAUUUGGCACAUAAAUACUGUCCUUGACAUAAGUUAUCUGCAACAAGCUUAAACACAUGUUGAUAGUUCUGUCCCUCCCUGUCUGUAUUUUGCACGGUCGUGGACAGCUAGACACUGUAACUGUUAAAUUGUAGGAGAUGUUGUUGCUGCGCUAGGGGGCAGCAAUUGCAAGCACAAGACAAAAUGAAUUCUUCUUUCUGUAAUGACACUUAAGGCCUUAAAAGGGAGACCUGCAAAAGAUUUUUUUUUUUUUAAAUGAAGGAGUUCCUUAUGCUGACUCUGGUGACAAAGGCUUGCAGUCAAUAUAAAACAAUUUUCUGCUUGCUCUUACCUGAAAUUUGAGCUGUUUGCUAUUUUUGUAUCCUUCCUGUUUGCAGAACUUUUGGAGAGCUGCAGGAUGAUCUGCCUUGAGAUCUCAUGUUGUGUUUCAGGGUGGGGGAAGAAGCGAUGCAUCGUUUUGGUUGGUGGAUGGUUUCAUAUAGCAGUCUUGACCUUGCCUUCAAACUUGAUGUUGCAAGAUUAUGGGUUACCAAAAGCAACCCAAAACAAAAGCCUAUGCAUGUUUCUAAUGGGGGGUGGGAAAAACUAGCACAGGAACUUAAGAGGGUUUUUUAGGUGCUGCCUUUACCAAUCAGAAGUUGAAAUCAUCAUCUUUUGCAGGUCACUUUUUUUAUUUGCAAGUGUAAGAGCACAAAGUCUGGUACCUACUCUGAAUAAAGCAAUUCCCUUGGGAGAGGAAUGUGCUAUCAACCGGGCUUUCUGCCCACAGAGAUUGUGGAGGGCAGGAGGUGACUAGUUACAUGUUUAUCUGUAGUCAGUCCUCCUGUCUCUGCACCUCUCCCUGACUCGGAAAGUAUUCCCGUCAGCGUUCGUUUCUGUGCUGCCUCCCAUACCAUGCCUCACUUCUCGAGCCAGGUGGAUGGCUGCUUGGGUGAGUAGUAAGCUAGGGCUGGAGUUCCCAAGCCCCGUUUAUACAUGACGACCCAACGUUAGCCCUGGAGGACAGAGGACGUUUUUAGUGGUGUCGCUAGGGUGCUGCAUCAGCUCUGGCUGCUUUGUCCCUUCUGCUCAGGAGUGCAGACUCCCACCCAAGAAGGCAUGCUCUAGCCAGCUAGUGGUGUACCCAAGCUGCCCAGAGAAUUGUGUGAAAUGACUUGGAGCUCUGAGUUCCCUUCCUUGUAAGCAAAUGGGAGAAAAACACUGUUUUCUGCCUACAUGUAAUAAAGGGGAGGGGAGGACCCAGAGUCCCUUGUGAUGCCGCCUUUUCUUUCCCUGUGUCACUGAUCACUGAUACUAAUGCUAUUCCCGCUGUGCUUCUGCAUCUAUAAAAGUUGUCUGCUGAAAGUAA
Molecule: messenger RNA, 2950 nt
Organism: Struthio camelus australis
Lineage: Eukaryota; Metazoa; Chordata; Aves; Struthioniformes; Struthionidae
Source: RefSeq, a predicted model, not a curated record